AUGUCAGUCGAAGCAAAAACAUUCACGAACAAAUCUAAUGGCGAAACAUUCACAAAAGGCACUUAUAAUGGUAUUGAAGUCUUACGUAGAGACAAGGAUGGUUACAUUAAUGCAACAAAUAUGUGUCAGCAGUUUAGGAAAGACUUUAGAAAGUUGUUGGAAAAUAAGUCCUGGGAAGAGUAUUAUAAGGCAUUUUGUGAAGAAUAUAGCAACCGCCGGAAUUCAGACGGUUGGUUUUUAUACAAAAUUCAUGCAGGAAUUCCUGAUGAAAUCAAACAGGUUAGAGGAACGUAUGUAGACCCAAGACUUAUAAACUAUAUAGCAAUGUGGGCUUCUCCAAAAUAUUGCAUAGCAGUUGGAAAA
Molecule: messenger RNA, 363 nt
Organism: Trichomonas vaginalis G3
Lineage: Eukaryota; Parabasalia; Trichomonadida; Trichomonadidae
Product: KilA, N-terminal/APSES-type HTH, DNA-binding family
Exons: 1
Molecular function (GO): DNA binding
Source: RefSeq, a predicted model, not a curated record